UAAAAAAUAUAACACACUGCCAUUGUUUUGUUAAGCUCUUUAACGGCGUCGUUUCUCCCUGUUUUUAUUACAUACGAGCAGGUAGGGUUUAAGCGCCCGUCCUCAGCCCUCCCGAUCCGUUCACCUAAACCUCUGAACCAGAAAUGGCUACGUUCUGCAGAUCAGCUCUAGCGCCUGGUUCCAGGUCCCUUGUCGCUCGUUCCAAAACCCUAACCCAAAAAUCCAUAAGCCCAAAAGCAAUACCCUCGCCCGCGGUUUCUUCAUCGACUAGAGCCGUCCCUCGCGCUUCAAGGAUUGUUUCGGUGUUGGGGGGCGUUGAGUCAAUGAUGCCACUUCACAGCGCCAUUGCUUCUGCUCGGCUCAAAGCCAUCCUCGCCGUCGAUUCCUCCUGCUGGAGUUGUCUCUCUCAAGGACCUGUGACACAAUGGAGCAAGGACCUGCUCUAUCCAUGUGGGACAACAAUUGCUAGGAUAUAUUUGCAUGUCAUUCUGUAAUGGGAAAAAAACUCAAAAUUUGCAGUUCCUCGGUGACAGACUAAAGGCUUCAGUCUUUCAAACUAAGUGGCCUGCAUUUAGGUGGUUUUUAUGCUAUGUUUGUUGGGUCUACUUUGAUUUUCCUUUCCAUCUAUGGUUUUUGCGGUGGUGUAAGCAUCAUAUGGCCAAGAAAAUCGUGUACCAUAUGUUGACAUUUUAUUUUUUCUAUUUUUUUCUUGAUUUAAAAUAUAAAAAAAAAACCAAUUAGACAUUUUUAAUAUAUUGGUGUUAACGUAUACAUUAAGUGUGUGAUGAAACUUUUGUUCUGGUUUCC
Messenger RNA from Juglans microcarpa x Juglans regia, 807 nucleotides. RefSeq names its product protein NONRESPONDING TO OXYLIPINS 2, mitochondrial. Lineage: Eukaryota; Viridiplantae; Streptophyta; Magnoliopsida; Fagales; Juglandaceae. The transcript is spliced from 4 exons. The coding region runs from base 144 to 494 and encodes 116 amino acids. The record is from RefSeq and is a predicted model, not a curated record.